AUGCCCGUUAAUCUUCAACCUUCUACUGGUACUACCGGUAAUCUCAAGAAAGAGAGAUCAAGAGAAGGCUCAAGAAGAAUGACGACCAAUUCGCGACCUCCCCUAUCCCAUCGAAUACGGGCAUCAUUUGAAGGAAAGAAAUCUCAAGAUUCAACCACUACUAAACAUGCGAGCUUUUCUGGAGGCAGCCCAACAGAUCCGGAAGUCCUUCGACAGGCAAUUGAUCAAGCUAUCUCCGGAGAUGCCUUCCAGGCUGGACUUGCUUCUCAUAUAGCUAAACUGCUCAAGCCUGACAUCAAGGCGGCCCUCGAUACGAUUGAACCAAUAGUGAACGCGGUUUUACAACAUGAAAUAUUGUUGAAGAAGACCAAUGUUGGCAUGGACCAUGUCUUAUUGAGCCUGGAGUCAAUGGCAGAUCAAGAAGAAGCGGUAGAUUCAACCAAAGCAAGAUUUAGCACUCAUGGCGCUCUGACUUCGCAUCCUAUAUCUGAUGAUCCAAGAUCAGGAGAAUUACCACUGCCCAUAUCACAUAUUUCGACGCCUGGCACUGGUACACCACGUUCCUUUUCCAAUCAAAAAACAAGGCCUCUGCCCAGUCGAAGUGGUACAUUUACAGCUGGAAAACUAUCUGAAAUAUCGGACACGUUGGACUCCAAUAACAAUAAACUAGGGAAGUUAAUGGAUGGAAUUACGAAAAUAAAUAAUUUGUUGAUAUCAGACGAACGCUUGGAUGGUUUGAAAGAAAGCUUGGAGAAAAAUGACACCCAAACUUCGGUGAUGCAGACGCAAUUAGAUCAAUUGCAGGAAAAUGUCAGGGUGAUCAUUACACGAAUCGGUACGGAUCUAGGAACUAAUGUAAAAGCGAUAAAUGACCAAUUGGCCGGGGUAACCACCAAACUUGAGACAGCGGCCGUAUCUCAUGAUGCUGGGGGUGAUGCUGAGGUUCUUCAAGAAAUAUCUGCUACACUGGAGGUCUUAAACGGAAACUUGGAUUCAGGCUCCUCUUCAAAUAAUGUCAAUUUGGGAUUGCUGAAAGAAGAAAUUACGACUCUGCAGUCAACACUUGAUUCCCAGAAGGAGAUAUUAUUGGAGAUCAAGGAAGUUAAUAACAAUGCCAUGAUUUUGGCAGGUAUAGAGAAAUCGAAUGAGUCGCAUGAGGCGCAUAUCGCGAUUUUAGGAGAGCUUAAGCAGAGGAAUAUUCAGCUUAUGGAUAUGCCAAAUCAACCAGUCCUCACAUCAGCAGACACGGAAACACUUCAAACCAUCUUGAAAGAAGUGCAGAAAUCCAAUGAGGCUCAUGAGAAGCACACGGCUGCGCUAGAGAGCAUUAAAAGUUCCGACACGAAUACAACCAUCUUGGCAGAACUUCAAAAGUCAAACGACUCACAUCUAGCUCAUGCAUCUGCGCUGGAAGGUCUCAAGACUUCGUUUACUCAACCAUCGGAACCAACCACCUCCAUCGAUCUAGAAGGUCUAGAAACAAAAAUGGAUAGUCUAAUCGAGACAAACACAUCAAUUCUAACAGAAGUCCAAAAAUCAACUGAGUCACAUGUUUCUCACGCAGCUGCGUUGGAAAACAUAAAAGUUCUACCAAUCCCGCCUCCUGAACCUAUACCCGCGGGUGAAAGUGUUGUGGAAAUUGUAGAAAAGAACACGGGAUAUAUCAUUGAAAAGUUAAACAGCCAUGCCGCAAUUCUGGAUGAUAUUAAGCUCAACACGAAAGAUGCUACCGCGUCAACGGGAGUUACUGUUGAAUCUUUCAAUAAUCAAUUUGGUUCGAUGAGUAGUGUGUUGGAAACACAAAAGACGCUUUUGGAAGAAAUUAAAUCGAAGGAUAUUCCGGUUAUAGAUCUCACUCCGAUUAUUUCGAUGCUGGAAACUCAUGCUGUGAUUUUGGAGGAGAUUAGGGAUAAGGAAGGAGAAGGUAGUGCUGAUUUUAGUCCAGUUAUUUCAAUGCUGGAAUCUCAUGGUGCAAUCUUGGAGGAGAUUAAAACUAAGGGAGUAGGAGGUAGGGCUGAUUUUAGUCCAAUUACUUCGAUGUUGGAAGCUCAUGGUGCAACCUUGGAAGAGAUCAGGGCUAAGGAGGCAUAUAUUGUUGAUUUCAGUCCGAUUAUUUCUACUCUGGAAUCUCAUACCGCAACCUUGGAGGAGAUCAAGGCUAAGGAUGCAUAUGUCGUUGAUUUCAGUCCGAUCACUUCUACCUUGGAAUCUCAUGGUGCAGUUCUGCAUGAGAUUAAAUCGAAGGAUCUUCAAUCUAGCAAUUCACCAGUGGCAGUUGAUAUGGAAGCGUUUGAGACACACUUUAAUUCGAUCACCGGUACACUGGCAGCGCAUACCACAGCAUUGGAUGACAUUAAGUCCAAAAAUGGCUCGUCUGAAUCUGCUUUGCUUGUAGAUACUAACAUUAAGGCUCUAGACGAACACUUUGGUUCUAUGGCUAGCAUGCUAGAAGCAUAUACCGCAGCAUUAGACGAAAUCAAAUCGAAGGCUACUAGACUAGAGGAGCCCAACUCUGCAGCAUUUGAUGGCCAUUUCAACUCUCUGAUAAGCAAACUAGAGUCACAUACCGUUGUGUUGGAUGAGCUCAAAUCGAGAAAAAAUGAUUCAUCCCCGUCGUCAAUGCCUAGAGAAGAAAUUCCAAGACUCGAACUCUUUGAACCACAUAUUACGGCUAUCAAGAGUGCUCUGAAUGCUCACAGGAUUGUGCUUGAUGAUAUCAAGUCUGAGGCGCUUGCAAAAAAUGAUAUGGAUGCAAUGGUAGUGGAUAACAUCCUAGAACCACAUAUCAUGGUUAUCAAGAGCACAUUAAAUUCACAUACAGCUAUUUUGGAGGAGCUCAAAUCCAAUGCUUCUACUUCGGAAAUCGGCAACAGUUCUUUACCAAAAAUACUAGAAUCACUCGACAGUCACACGAAUUUACUUCAAGAAAUCAAGAACGCAGAUGUCAGCGAUGAAAUUUUGACGGCAUUACAUGAAUUGCAAGAAAGUAACUCUACAGCUUUUGAAACUCUUAGGGAAUCGGAUGUUAGUGAUGAGAUACUUACCGCAUUACAUACAUGUAAUGACUCUCAAGAGAAGUUGGAUCGAUCAUUAUUGGAACUUCAAACAGUGAUGAAUACUGCUGCUUCAUCUGAGCAAAAUAGAAAGAAAUCUAUCGAAGAGAGUGAGAUUCAAGCUCCAAUUGCUGCCGUGGAUUUGAGCGGAUUGGAAACCCAAAUUAACACGGUUAUUACGACACUCGAGAGCCAGAAUGUGGUUUUGAAGGAGAUUAGGGAUGUUACGAAUUCUGGUAUGGAAGUACAUAGCUCGCAUAAUGCGACCUUGGAUGAACUUAGAAAUGCGGCUAAUGCUUCCAAUGAUUCUCACACAACUCAUGCGGCAGUUCUUGGAGAAAUCAAGGAUUUAACCAGUAUGUCCAACGAAUCUCAUGGAGCCCAUUCUGCUACCCUUGCAGUGAUAAGAGAUGCAACAGCUGCUUUAAGUAGCGCACAUGCCGCGCAAAUCACCACUUUAGGGGAACUCCAGGAAGCAAUACACAAGUCUAAUAAAUCCCAUAAUACGCACAGCAGUACCCUAGGAGAAAUAAAAGAUGCAACUUCUAGCUCGAAUGAAGCACAUCUUACCCAUACAACUACUCUUGCUGAGCUUAAAGUAGCACUAAUUGACUCGAAUGCGUCUCAUGCUUCUCACACUGCGGUUCUAGCAGAUCUCAAAUCACAACUGUCUCCGGAUACUGCCGCUGAACCAAUGCCAGCACCAAUCCUCGAUACUAGCGGAUUACAUUCACAGCUUACGAAUAUUAUCACAACCCUGGAGUCACAGACUGCAAGCUUAGGAGAAAUUAAAGAUACUCAUAACUCUCACACAACAAUUCUAGGAGAAAUCAAAGACGCGACAACAGCAUCUAAUGAGUCACACAGUGCCCACAGAGCUCUCUUGAGCGAAAUCAAAGAUGCAACUGUCCAAGUCCAUGGCAUGAACGAGAUCUUAAUUACACAUACAGGUUUUUUGCAGGAUCUGAAAGAAGAAAGUGGAUUAAGACAUACAGAAAUAAGUGGUAAUGUUGAGGAAUUGAAGAAGAUAGUCGUGGAGAGUUCAAGUAAACAUGAAGAGAAUCUUUUGAAACAUGGGGAGUUAAUCAAAGAGCAUGGAGAUCUGGUCAGGGAGAAUCAUGACGGAUUGAAGGGUACGAUUGCUGGGCUUGCUUUGGGCGGUAUUGUGGGGGCUGGAGUUAUGAAGGCUGUGGAUGGUGAGGAGGGUAAGCUGGAUAAGGAUGAUAAGGUACCUGAAGAGGCUGAAGAAGCGAAGGGAAUUACUGAGGAAGAUAUGAUUCUUGAAGAAGAGAAGUCAAUGUUGGAAUCAGAAAUACCGGUAGCUGAAGAGUUAGCCCCUGAGCUUACAGAACAGCGAUUAGAUUCUCCCGUCGAAGAACAAGUGGUGACAGAAAUAGAAGCACAGCUAGAGCCAGAGAUCAUAAUUGAGGAGCAGAAGAGUAUCAAUGGCGACGAAGAUUUAUUGAAUCUGGAAAAAGAUGCAGAGGCUAUUUCAACAGAGCCCGCGGUUACGGAAGAUAAUACUGCUGCGCAUCCUGCGCUAGUAGAACAGGAAGUGGAACUAGAAGUUGCUGUCGAGAAAGAAGAACCUAUUGAAGAGCAGACUCACAUCCAAACAGAAUCUCCGGUACAAGAGGUAGAAGUCAAAAGGCAACUUCCAGCAGAAGAAUUGGAAUUAGCUACCGCGGACACUAAAGACAUAACACUAGCUCUUGAUUCGGACCAAGCUGAAGAGAAUUUACCUGCCCAGGAACUCGUUCCUGAAGAGAUACCUAGAUCAAUAGAAUCCGAGGUUCCAUCUGAAACUAGCCCAGAAAUUGACAUCUCAUCCAUAAAUAAGGAAGCUGAGGUUGAGAAAAAUGAGGAGAUUGGAGAUACCAUCGCAGAUACAAUCGAAGAACCACAUCUUGUCGAAGACACCUCUGCCGUGGAAAAAUUUGAAGUACAUGAACAAGAGCAAACGCCAGAAAAAGAUGGUGUCGCGGAAUCAUCUAAGGAUGAGCUGGAACCUGAAGAAAGACAUGUUGUUGAGGAGAUAUCUAGUGAGGAAGAGAUUAUUGCGGCGGGAAGGUCUGAGAAAGAGGUAGAUGGAGAGAGCAAGGCAAUUAAAGAACAAGUAGAGGAUGUUGUAGAUGGUGAUAACUUCCCUGUUGAUAAAAUAAUACCUGUUGCCGUGGAGGAAGAUAAGUCGACGGAAGGGGUAAUUCCGAGUAUUGAAGACGAAGAAGUACAUCUUGUCGAUGAAGAUAUCCCAGCCGAGGAAGCAAAGCCAGCGGAAAUUCUCGUCCCAGAAGUCGCAACAGGGAAUCCUCUCACCAAUCCAGAAGAAAUUGAUCAUUUGGAAACGAAAGAAAACCUUCCAGAACCCGAAGAAAUCGGCGUGUCGAGUUCAGAUGAAAACUCCAUGGACAAAAAAAAUGGUACAAAUCUCCAAGAUCUAGAAAUGGAGGCCUCGCCUCUGAUCCCCGAAUCAAGCCAUGGAGUUUCUGCAGAGCAUGUAGAAAUAUCUCCUCCGACUGGAGUAAUUAAACCAUGCAAUGAGGAGCAGAUUACAAAUGAAGAAGCGGAGAAGGAACAGGUGGUUGAGGAAGAACCGGUCGAAAGUAAAAUAGAGAUUCUGGAAACACAUGAUUUGGGAUCUAGUAAUGAGGAGGUUCGUACUGAGAGAUCUGAGAGCGUGACUGAGUUGCCUUUGGAGGAAUGCUCUUCGGAAUCAGUUGUCGAUCCAGAGAUACAUGUGGUAGAGUCGAGUGAUCAAGAUCAAAAUCCCAUCAAAAAUGACAUGAAGGUUUUGGAAACAGAGGAUUGCGAACCUAGCAAUAGGAAUGCUAGUAGCCAAAUUUCGGAGAACUCUGUCGAGCCAUUGCAGGAGGAAUGCAUAUCUGAGCUCCUCGUGGAAACUAAGACUUCUGCUCCUGAGUUGAAGGAUCAUGAUCAAACUCCCGUUGAAAGCGAGGAGACCGCUACGGAAAUUGACGGUAGCGAGCAUAUCAAGGAAGAGAUAUCUAGCGAUCCUAGCGAAACUGUUGGACACUUAGCAGAAACAAGCAUAUCAAAAGCAACCGGCGAAACCAAGUCACCCGUUUUGGAGCUGAAUAACCAAGGCUCUGUUCUCGUUGGAAAUGGAGGACUUCCCGUGGAAGUUAAUGUUAGUAAACUGGCUGUCAAAGAGCUAGAAGAUUCGGAAGAUAGAGCCUCCUUGAUUAGAGGCGAAGAAGGGGACUUGGAAACGGAUAGCCAGAGCCGUAGUAAUGAGUCUAUAUCGGCUGAAAUCACAGAAAGUGCUGUAGAACAGUCUGAACAGACUCCUGAUUUAGCCAUCGAAAACGAGAUCCACGUAUCGGAGUCAAGUGAUCAAGACCAAGUUCUUGUUGGGAACAAGGAAAAGUCUGCGGAAGCUGAGGAGGUCAGCGAAUCUGAUAUCACAGGAUGUGAAAAUUUGGAACAGAAACUGCCGCUGCGAGUCGGGGAGAGGGGAGCAUAUGAAAUGAAAAUGAAGGAUGCUCUUCAAGAUCCGGUAAAUGGGGAUGAAAUUUCUUCCAGUACUCCUGAAACAAGCGAAGAGGUCGAAGAUAUUGUUGAGGACGAGGAGCCUUCUCAAUCAACCGAAAGACUGGCCGCUGAAAUACCAAUCAAAGAAUUAGAUUCUGAGAACCAAUUUCCGGACUCCAACCAAGAAAAAAAUUACCUUGGAACAGCGACAGAUAAAUUAAUCCCUGAGCCAGAAGCCAAGGAUGAGAAGCUCAUAUACAUACCCGAGUUAAACAAAGAAAUCCAUUUUACGACCGACGACGAAGGUGAGGCUCCAUCAACAGAGGAACAGGUUAUUGAGACAUACAGCGGAGAGCCUGUCAUUGUUAAAGACCCAAUAUCUGAGCAUGCUAUCAAUGAAGACCCAGAAGAUGUCAGAGCUCGAGAGGAAAUCGCUGUUUUGAACGCGCAGAUGGCAACGAUCUUGGAUGAGGAGGCCGAGGUAAAGGAUAAUGCACUAAUCGUGGAAGAGGCCAAUGAAACUAUAGGCAAUAAUGUUCCAGCUCAAACUGAGAUAUUGACGGGAAAGGAACCGAAGGAAGCGAAGGGUGAACGUCAUGUCGAAGAACGUACCGAUCUUCCGAAGGUGCAGACGCCACUCCAGAGCCAGGAAAUUUUUGAAGAGCAAUCUGAGGACGAACUAGCAGAGAAGGGAGAGAAACAUGUGACUAGUGAACAACGUUCAAGCGAAUCCCAUGCGGAAGACAACCUUGAUGAUCUCGCUGCGACAUCAACUGACUUAGAGGAAGAUGGUUCCUUCAAAGGACCCAAAUUUGUCGCAAGCGAGGACACAAUCCUUACAAAUACCGAUGAAUUAGUUCAGGACGAGGAAAUUACUCCAGAAACCGACGAGAGUACCAACCAAGCACAAUCUGCAGAGGAUGAAAACCUACCUGAAAAAGAGUCUCUUGAGAUUCCUAUCGGACUUGAAGAAAGUACCCCCCAAAGUCUACCUCCUGUGGAGGAAUCUACAAGCGAGGCUAUGAAUGACGAAAAUUCGCCGCUUGAAGUUGAAUCUGUGUUCGGGGAGGAGCCGCAUGUGCUAGGUAGCGAAUUGGUAGCUGUUGAACUCCCCACCGAGACUGAACCGAAAGAUCCCCAAAGUGCAGAGUUAGGUGAUGGUAGUGGCUACCCAGCUAACAUUGAGGAAAAAAGGAGCCUAUCCGAUCAACACGAAUCAGAAAACGUGACAGGCGAAGAGUCGCGUGGGACGCAAUUCGAACCAUUACCUGCAAUGUUCGCGCAAGAUCGCGAAUUGAAGGAUUCUAAAAUGAAAGCGGUAUUCAAGAAUAGCACUGUACAAGGGGAUGUUGAAGGGGAGCUCAGUCCUGAAACAAAUCUGGACAUCGAGUGUGAAAAUGAGGAGAUGGCGGACGAAACUCCAUCUGUGGAGUACCUCGAGGUCAUUGAAGCUGAACUGAAAUCUGAAGAUAACUUGGGAGAUGCAUCUCUCCCGGAAGAAGAAGAGAGUGAACUUGUUCAUGAAUAUCUCGACGAUGCAAAAGAACCAGAGACUGAAGAGAAAACUCCAGAAAGUACAUCUGACAGGAUUGAUAGCAGCAAAACAGUUAAGGACAACCCAGAGGAAAACAGAGCCCAGGAACUGGAUGAUCUAGCUGAAGUUCAAUCACCUCAGUCCAGUCAUGAAGAUACUUUGUUCCUAAAUAGCAGCAUACACUCUGUUGUUUCAAGUGAACACAAAAUUGAUGCCACAAACGAGUCGAGUUCCAGAGGAAUGCUUACUAUUCCUAUAAAUGAGGGAAUAGUUGAAGAGGAUGUUCCUAUUGAGUCAAAGACGGUUCUGGGUCACCGGGGAACUAUUGCGGAAGUAAAAAAUGAUUACUCACCACAAGAGGAUACUUCCCGCGAUGAAUAUGUGAGCAAAUUUCUGCCCGGGAGCGAACCCCAAGCACAACCUAGCAUAGGUAACUUCUCCGAUGCAAUAGGAACACCUAGGGAUGAAGUCAUCUCUCUCGGAAAGAAAUCCCUUCCCAAGAAAGGAAAGUCCGUGACAGAGCCAACACAGGACCAAGCUUUUAAAGCAAAUCCAAGCUUUUCAGGCGAGCCACCCACAAUUUUGAAGGAUGAUAAGCAAAUCGAAGAUAUCACCUCCCUUAAACCUCAAGAUGAUGAGGCCGAGAGUCCUAUGCAGAGUUACAGACAAGAGGAAGAAUUUCCGAGUUAUGAGGGAUCUUUGGGCCUAGGUGCUUUCACAGGUGACUAUAUUGAUACCGAGCAACUGGGACGAAAGGUAGAGCCAGAAAAUAUGGAAAUUGAGGCAGCGCAGUACCCAACUCAACAAGCCAACUUUAGCAACCCUGAAUCUGUAUCUGAGCAAAGAUAUUCAGGCUACGAAGAAACUCCUCUUAAUGCACAAACUUUCUCCGACUAUGGGGAUGAAAAUGAGACAUUAGAGCCGGAGCCAGAGCCGGUGACUUCUGGAUUUUACUCGAGGCAUGCGCAUUCAGCUUAUGGGUCCAGCUUCGACAAAUUUUUAACAGAACAAAGAUAUCCAGACUUUGAAGAAACUCCUUUUGCUACGCACACUUCCUUCAAUCGCCAAUAUAACAGCGAUAAAUCAGUGCCAGAGGUAGAGCCGCAAACUACCCAUGAGAGCGCAUCUUAUCAGCACGAAAAUUACUCAAAGACCUAUGCAUUUCAAGAAGUUUUCGGUGACGACACCAAAGCUGCAAAAGCCCCGCCAAUAACAUCAAAGGGCCAGGGAAAACAUCUAGAUGACAUCCCACCAACUCCAUCACCAUCCGCGAUGACGAAAACGUCAACCGAGGCAUUCCCUACAUAUGACGAAUCUCGACGACCUCUGAUUUCCCAUGAGCUCAAUCUUAGCCUACCAGCGAGAACUCCACAAUAUGCUGAAACGAUCCAUAAAACUCCUAAAAGUGAAAACAAACAUCCAUACCUUACGCAAAAUGAACCAAUACGCACUUCGGGACUGUCAAGAUUACCUGUAGCAAGCCAAAGAUCAGCAGAAACAUUCCGUAAAACUCCUGAAUUAAAAAACCAACUUAGUUAUCAUAGAUACGACGAGCUACCAACUUCUAAAUCUCCACAAGGACUCACAACCUCCGGUCUUCCAACAAGAAAACAAAGUUCUGUUGAGAAAUCUCGUGGGAAUUCUGAGUUUGGGAGUCAGGUUCGUGUUCCUAAACGUGAUGAAGGACAUUCGGGGGAAUUUAAAUUUGGGUUAGAAAUUAGAGAUGAGGCGGUUGUGGAAUCGAAAGGGGAAAUGGAAGGGUCGGUGGAUAGGGGUAAUAUUGUUAAUACUCGGAGUUUGUUGAGACGAUUUGAGGGUGAGGAGUAG
Sclerotinia sclerotiorum 1980 UF-70 is the source of this 9906-nucleotide messenger RNA. RefSeq lists its product as hypothetical. The transcript is spliced from 16 exons. Bases 1 to 9906 code for a protein of 3301 amino acids. Lineage: Eukaryota; Fungi; Ascomycota; Leotiomycetes; Helotiales; Sclerotiniaceae. The record is from RefSeq and is a predicted model, not a curated record.